GUAGAUAGAAUAGGGAGGGGUUAUCUAGCACCCCAAUUCUGUUAUCUAACCCUCCAGCUUAAGCGUGGGCUGCUGCCAACAUUAUUGCUAUUGCUACUGAUGCUACUGCUAUUUUUAAAUGGAUGGUAUUUAGCAGUUGUGUACAUGUAUAGAUUUUGA
Trichoderma gamsii is the source of this 159-nucleotide messenger RNA. RefSeq lists its product as hypothetical. Lineage: Eukaryota; Fungi; Ascomycota; Sordariomycetes; Hypocreales; Hypocreaceae. The annotation marks the transcript as partial. The record is from RefSeq and is a predicted model, not a curated record. The transcript has a single exon.